Molecule: messenger RNA, 3847 nt
Organism: Leptopilina heterotoma
Lineage: Eukaryota; Metazoa; Arthropoda; Insecta; Hymenoptera; Figitidae
Product: unc-112-related protein-like
Exons: 8
Coding region: 359-2500 (713 amino acids)
Biological process (GO): integrin-mediated signaling pathway; cell-matrix adhesion
Cellular component (GO): cell-substrate junction
Molecular function (GO): integrin binding
Source: RefSeq, a predicted model, not a curated record
UUUCAGUGUUGAUUUCAGUAUUCGUGCCGCAACCGUAAGGUAAACAUUUUAUAUUCGUGAGACAUUGUAAGAACGGUACAUUAAACCCUCGGCAAAUAAAAUUUCUCCAUGUAACGUUUUAUUUAUUUAAAACCAAUUGGUUGAGAAUAAAAAUUGACUUCUCUUUUCGCAAAAAAAAGGGCGCGAAAAAGUGCCGGUGAAAAAUGUUACGAGUUCGUUAAAUUAUACUUGAGGGGAGACUUUUUUUUAUGUUUUUUUUUAAAAGUUUUCGAAAGUUAUUAAAAAGCGGAAGUGAGGAGAUUGUUUAUUUUGGUGGUGACUCAGUAGAGGGUAAAAAUAAUUAAAAUAAAACGGAAGGAUGUAUUAUUCCGAUGGACUUGAGGUGGAUGGCAGCUGGGUGCUGCGAGUUUACGUCACGGACCUGCAGGUCGAGAGGAGCCUUCGUGUCAAGGGCGAACUUCACAUCGGGGGUGUCAUGCUUCGUCUCGUCGAAGAUCUCGAUGUGCAGAUGGAUUGGUCGGAUCAUGCCUUAUGGUGGCCAGAAAGAAAUCAUUGGUUGACGAGGACGAGAAGUACUCUGGAUCAAUAUGGAGUUGCAGCUGAUGCACUUUUACAUUUCACACCGAUGCACAAAACACUUCGAGUUCAAUUGCCGGACAUGCGAUAUCUUGAUUGUAGAGUUGAUUUUUCGGUUAAGACUUUUAACGCUGUUAUCAAUCUCUGCAAGGAAUUUGGUAUCAGACAUCCUGAGGAACUUUCGUUUUGCAAACAACUUGAGCCCUGCCACUUGAAGUACAAUUUAAAAGAUCUGCCGGCAAAAAAGAAGAUUGAAAAUCAAAAAAACGGAUGGCACGUUCCAGCUGAUACAAAUACAUUUAUUCCUGUCACACAAAGUCCCAGAGGAUCAAACGGAAGUUUGGAUCAAAGCAGUCCUUUCAUGUGCGCGCCAGUCACGCCAAACAACAGAACUCAUAGCACGCCAAUAAGUUCUCCGAUUUCGACAGGAACAUGGAAGAGAAACAACAAUUCCUCAGGAUUUGGUAGUACCGGAUCGUUUAACGCAAAUAACAGUACAAUGAGUCUUGAGGCAUUAAAUGGUGGACUUUCGGAAUUUCUUGCCCAGAGUCCAUCAUCGAUUUCGCCAGAAGUACGUGGUAAAUUAUCACGUCCAAAAAGUUUAAUCGAACGAGCACGAAUGAAUGUUGCAUGGUUGGAUUCUUCCCUAUCGAUAAUGGAGCAAGGUAUUCGUGAAUUUGAUACCCUUAGGCUCAAAUUCAAAUUCUACUCCUUCUACGACCUCAAUCCAAAAACCGAUUCAGCCAGAAUUAAUAUGAUUUACGAGCAAGCAAAGUGGCAACUUCUCGCUGAGGAAAUUGACUGCACCGAAGAGGAAAUGCUUAUGUUUGCUGCCCUUCAGGUUCAGAUAAAUUUACAAGCGAGUAUUCCACAGCCUAGUUUCGAUAGUAACGGAUCAUCAUCACCAAUGGAGGAUGAUAUAGACGCAGCGCUGACAGACCUUCAGGUUACACUCGAGGGGACAACCAUGAACAACGGUCCCAGUGACAUAACACAAAUUCCUGAACUCUGCGACUAUCUGCGUUUCUUUAAACCAAAGCGUUUCACAUUAAAGGCCUUCAAGCGAUACUGGUUCACAUGUCGUGAUUUACAGCUGAAAUUGUACAAAAGCAGAGAGGAAAUGAACAGCUCCGAGCCACCGUCACAAAUUAUUAAUCUCCGUGGUUGCGAAGUUACACCAGACGUUAAUUUGUCUCAGAAUCGUUAUGGAAUAAGGCUCGAAGUACCGAGUGCCGAGGGCAUGUCGGAAAUGUGGAUCAGAUGCGAUACAGAGUCACAAUACGCAAAAUGGAUGGCUGCCUGUAGAUUGGCGGCAAAAGGACGCACCCUGGCUGAUUCAUCAUAUGAAAGUGAAGUGAACAGCAUUAUCGAAUUUCUUCAACUUCAAAGGCCUGCACCAGCUCCAGCUAUUAGUCCCAAUUCCCUUGGGGACAUUGUACCAGAGGAAUAUGUCGCUUCUCGUUUUGUCAAAAAAUUCAAGGGAAAGUUGGUGCAGAGGAUUUUGGAAGCGCACGCCAACGUAAAAGAUCUUUCGCUGAUUGAAGCGAAAUUAAAUUACAUUAAAGCUUGGCAAUCAUUGCCUGAAUAUGGAAUCUCAUUGUUCGUUGUGAGAUUCACGGGAAAGGGGAAAGAUGAACUUUUAGGAAUUGCAAAUAACAGGCUUAUGCGAAUGGAUCUUCAUAGUGGAGAUCAUUUGAAAACCUGGAGAUACAACACCAUGAAGGCAUGGAACGUGAAUUGGGAAGUGAAACACAUGAUGGUUCAAUUCGAGGAAGGAAACAUUAUUUUCGAGUGCCAAUCGGCGGACUGUAAAGUUGUUCAUGAAUUCAUCGGUGGCUACAUUUUCCUCUCGAUGAGAUCGAAGGAGGCAAAUCAAACACUUAAUGAAGAAAUGUUUCACAAAUUAACUGGUGGUUGGCAUUAAAUUUGCCAACAAAUCAUUUAUAUUCAAUUUAUUCGAAUCGAUAACAAAAAUUCAUAUACUUAAAGAAAUGAAUACUUAAAAAAAUAUAUAUUAAGAAUUAAAUUCAAAAUUGUAAUUCACAAACAAAAAUUCAAAAAAAGAAGAAAAAGAUCCUUUAUUUAUAACAAAAUGCUUACAGGGAUUUAAAAAAAAGCGUUUCAUGAUAAAUUUUAGUAGACCAGAUGAAAUUGUACAUAAAGAGAGAGAGAAUCUAAAACUCUCGGAAUAGCCGGAAAAUUAGUUUAUAACAUUUUUAGCUUUUUUGUCGAUUUUAUUUUUUCUUAAUGCGCAAAGUGCCUAUGGCAAACUGAGACUAAAAAUAAUAAUUAAAAGUUUGCUUAUUGGUCUAAAUGAGAAAAUACUUAAUUUUUCAAGAGACUUUUUACAAAAGAAAAUUGUAAUUUUAAUGCUUCCAAAGUUUACCUUUUAUAUAAUCGAGUUUUACAGAUUUUUUAAUUGUUUUACGAAGAAAUUUUUUAACACCUCGUAUUAAAUUAAGAGAAACGCACAAGAAAUUCCAUUUUAUUAAAAUGGAUUGAGUGCCUUUCAUGUCUAAAUAAUAAAUGUUUGUAUUUGAUUCAUCAGUGAAAAUUAUUUAUAUUUUUUUUUUUACAAAUCUGUUUCUUUUUUAAAUAUCAAAGGAGAGAAGUAAUUCAAUUAUAAACUAGACACUAAUUUUUACUGACUUAUUAUUCUGAUUAUGAAAAAUAAGAAAAAAUAAUUAAUUAAUCCUCCUGCGUCUGUGUAAUUUAAUAAUAUGGAAUUUUAUGAGAGAGAAAGAGAGCAAGAGACAAAGAGAGUGUGCAAUAGAUUUUUUUUAAAUAGAUAAUUUUAAUAAUAAUAAUUACUAUCAUUAAAUUAUUCUUUUGUUUCGUUUUAAAAUAACAAAAAGUAGAUUAUUCUGUUCGGAAUAUUUUAUCAAUUGAAAAAAAUGAUAUUAAAAUUGUACAGUAAGGAAUUGAAUUUGGCGCAAGAGGCUUAAUUUUUCUUUUUUUUUUAAUUAAAUAUAAAGAAAUAUUGAAUUUCGUGUGAAUAUUGAAUAGAUUCGCGAACAGUGUAGUAGGGUGCUAAUCACACGAAAUUCAAAAUAUCCUCGAAAUCGUGUAAAUUAUUUGUUGUUUUCAAAUGUAAACUAGAGAUAUGAAUUUAUAUAUAUUAUAUAUGAAAAAUUAUUUACAUGUCAUGUGACACACAUCACCUACGCCAAUAUUAUGUUAUUACAUAUUACAAUAUAUGUAACCAAAAAUUAUAGUUUUGUAUAUUAUUAGAAUAGAAAGUGUAUAAUAAAUUUAAUUAUUAUUAAUAACA